Hydatigera taeniaeformis is the source of this 552-nucleotide messenger RNA. The record is from the annotation of a GenBank genome assembly. NCBI's taxonomy places the organism in Eukaryota, Metazoa, Platyhelminthes, Cestoda, Cyclophyllidea, Taeniidae.
GUCUUUGCCCUUACGCCUCCUAGCCGCGCACAUCUUGAUUUCGGCAUUUUCUCUAGCUUCAUUUCUCAGCUAUGUAAUAGCAGAGGACACACUUUUGUUUUCUUUUAUUUUGUAUUGAACUUGUGCAUUCAAUUUGUAUUUUUUGGUGCAUGUGAUUUUUCUGCCUUCAAAAUCAUUUAUUAUUCUAUAGAGAUGGUUCGUGAUGGGUACGUUGUCUACACCUUGGAAGUAACCUACCUAUCCGCUCUCUCCGGUCGUAAAUCCGUGUGGAGGACCUAUCGUCGUUACAGUCAAUUUGACGACUUACACUCAUGCAUAGUAGAACAAUGUGGAAGGAUACCGUCUUUGAAGUUGCCUAGUAAGAAAUCCUUCAGCAAUAUCAGUCCAGAAUUCAUUGAGAAACGACGCUUAGAGUUGGACGAAUAUCUCAAAGUAAGGUUUCAUUUGAGUGUGCCUUCCACUUCCACCUUAAUUCUCAGAGAUUCAUUCCGAUCUAUAUUGAACAAAAGUAUUAGUAGUGCUGUUCAUAUCAUGCGCGGGAUAAUCGCUUAA